AUGGAAUCAUCACAAACAAGUUCAAAUCUAGCCCAAAUCUAUAGUUUAUCAUGUCAACAGAUUGAAGAAAUUCUCAAAGGUUUAAAUACAUCCGAAUAUGAAUCGAAAAAUGCAACAAUCGAAGGUCAAUAUAUUUCUUUACGUUCACCCCAUUGUGAACCUAAACCAUAUCCUGUUGUACAUGGUCUUAGAAAAUGGUCAGUAACAAUAAUAUUAGUGAUAUUUCUUGUAUUUGGUUUGAUUGGAAAUACUUUAUCAGCAACUAUUAUGUUCCGUCGUUCCCGUCGGGGACUUUCAUCUUAUUUUUAUCUCGGAUUAUUAGCGAUUAUUGACAUAUGUAUUCUCUAUACUGGCUGUCUUUUAUAUAUGCUUGAAACAACAUUUAACUAUCGUCCACAAAUUUAUUCAACUUUUAUUUGUCGUCUAGCAUUUUAUAUUCAACAUUUAUUUACUUAUAUAUCGGCAUGGCUUAUUGUUGCUGUUACAUUUGAACGUUUUAUGGUUGUUCGAUUUCCAUUUUCAUCGAUACGUAUAUGCCGCAUGCAUGUUGCAUAUAGAAUAGCAAUAAUGAUAUUUAUAUUUUUUUCCUUAUAUUCAACGCAUUAUUUUUUUACAAUGAAUUUAAUUCAUAUUAACUUACAAACAGAUGCAGGUUACCAUCCAAAUUAUAUAGUUUGUGAUGUUACCGUGCAUCAAAAUUUAUUUGCAUUUAUUGAUCUAUGCUUUUAUAGCAUUUUACCAUCAAUAUUAAUUCUUAUAUUUAAUUUAUUAAUUAUAAUCACAAUUUUUCAUGCUAUAAGAAAACGACGAGACUAUCUACAAGCAAAUAGUUACACACCUUCAACAAAUACAUCACAACGAAAUAAAAAUAAAAGUUCAUCAACAAUGCGUACACAAUUUUUACGUAGUCGAUCCGCAGAAUCAGUUCCAGUUGGUCGUUCACCCACUCAAUUCAACAAGCAACGUUUAUAUCAUAUUCCAAGAAAUAACAAAUUUAUCGAACAAAACAAUAAACCGAAUACGAAUCAAAAACAUUUAUUUGGCCCAAUAAGCGCAACAGGAAUCCGUUUAACAUGUUUAUUAUUGAUUGUAUCAUUUAUAUUUGUUAUCUGUACGUUACCAAUAUCGAUACGUUCAUUGAUAGCAAAAUAUUUACCUUCACAAAGAUCUACAGCACAUUGGCAAAUAAUACAAGUUUCUCUAACAUUAUUAAUGUAUUUAAAUCAUGCUGCUAACUUUAUAUUGUAUUGUGUUACUGGUCGAUCAUUUCGUAGUGAAUGUCGUAAGCUUAUUUGUAAUCUAUGGCUAUUAAAAGAAUUACGUAUAUCAUGUACCAUGAGCGCUAAUUCAGAUAAAAAUAUACAUUAUCAACAUCAACGACUUAUUCUCAUGGAUCGAAAUCGUUAUGUUCGUUCGCAACAACAACAACAACAUUAUAUGAGUCCGAUAAUGAGAGGAAGGCCCUUGUAA
Messenger RNA from Rotaria socialis, 1470 nucleotides. The record is from the annotation of a GenBank genome assembly. NCBI's taxonomy places the organism in Eukaryota, Metazoa, Rotifera, Eurotatoria, Philodinida, Philodinidae.